Messenger RNA from Papaver somniferum (opium poppy), 879 nucleotides. RefSeq lists its product as uncharacterized. The record is from RefSeq and is a predicted model, not a curated record. NCBI's taxonomy places the organism in Eukaryota, Viridiplantae, Streptophyta, Magnoliopsida, Ranunculales, Papaveraceae. The coding region runs from base 1 to 879 and encodes 292 amino acids. Gene Ontology annotation, molecular function: zinc ion binding. The transcript has a single exon.
AUGGAGAAAUGGUCAACCUACCCGGAUGUUAUAACAUAUUUGAAGAACGAGUUGUUGGAUCCCCACAAAGAAAAGUUUGUUAGUGCAUGGGUAAACCGUUAUAGACAUUAUGACAAUCAAGUCACAAGCACGGUGGAGUCGGCUCACUAUCGGUUCAAGAGUAAGUUAAAUGGUUGUGAUGGUGGAUUUAUUGUUGUUUUUGAAGCUGUGGUUGAGUAUUUCAAGCGUGAUCUCGAUAGAAUUAAAGGGGAUUUUGAAAAGAUCCGAUUUAGACUGGUUACCGACUACCUGGAUAGCCCUUGGAUCCGGGGAACAAGUUUAUAUGUUUCUCAAUGGGAAAUCCUAAAAAUGAUAACGGAAGUGGAGGCUUUGGAGGAACACAAUUUUCCACCAGGAAUGAGAUGUAAUUGUCCCAUUAAGUCGGAUUUGGAGCUCCCAUGUAGGCAUGCGGUAGCAAAUUAUCCCACAAGGAUGAUUCCGAUUGAAGAUAUAGAUCCAUUUUGGAAACAACUAACAUUUAAAGAUCCAUCACCAAAUCAAGGUCUUGGGGAAGUGUUUUGCGAUACAAAGGUACACAAGGAACUUUUUGAGAAGUAUGCUUCUUUACUACCAGCGCAAAGACAACUUUGGUUGUAUGAAUUGCGGAAAUUCAACUGUCCAUUCACUAGAGAAGAUACUUUAGAACCUAAGAAGGGGCAGGGAAAGGGUAGGCCUUCAACCAAAAUAACAAAUAAACAGGAAAGGGAAGAAGCUAAGAGAAAGGUUCAAGAAGGUCCACAAUUGACUCCUUCAAUGCGAAGAGAUCUUUCGGGUUUUGAGAAGUUGAACGAAUUGUACAAACUUAAACGAAAGGAAAUGGAAAAAGGCGGACCAAGCUGA